AUGUCGACCAUGAUUACCUUCGCCGCCAACAACGAGUUCUUCCGCAAACGCAAGCGCGUGCACAAGGCUUGCGAGUCUUGCAAGAAGCGUCGCAAGCGCUGCGUCCACACGUUUGACGGCGACGAAGCUCCUGAUUCUUCGCCCGGAACCGACUCUCUUCUCCCUCAGCCAAAUCUUCUUCCUGGAGCGCAUGCCACGCCAAUUUCAGCAGCCGGGUCUUAUGACGCCCAGGCACCUGGGUUUUCUGAUCCCGACCAAGCGGCAAGGCUCACCGGCCCAGACGACCCUCGUCUUGCUCCUGGCUCUCGCUUUAUCGGCUACCUUUCGCCAGAGGCCGUGAUGCGUGGCCACAUCCGUGAGCAGGGCAGCAAGUGCGGUGGAUGGGUUCCAGCCACUCCAGACGACGAUCCCGAGCCAUCGCCUUCUGCACGUGACCAUUCGGUGGACGGUGCCGACGCCGGACCUGCCCCCUCGGAGAAUGGCCAAUCGCGUUUGGAGAAGGCUUUGCAGGCAUAUUUGGAAGCCGCUGGUGUCGAUGUCUUGCCACCUCAACGGAACGUUGAUAUUCUUCUUGGCAUCUAUUUCGAAUACGUCCAUCCCUUGCUCCCGCUCGUCGACCAACGCCACUUCUACACACGCCGGUCCGCCGGCGAACAGUCAACCAUGCUGCUACAAGCCAUAUGUCUUGUUGCAUCACGUCACGAAGGCGCGCGUAACCACUUGUACCUUCUCAGUGACCCACAUCUUCUUCUUGAACCCAGAGAGUAUUCCAGAAAAUUAUACGCAGCUCUUGUCGCUGGUGUCAACGCCAAUCUCGAAGCGGAUCGUAUAACACUAAUUCAGGUUUUGGCAUUGAUGUCACUCUACAGCGAGGGCGUCGAUGGAGCAGACCGGGCUUCGAUGCACCUGGUCCAAGCCAUUCACCACGCUCACACAAUCGGUCUACAAUUUGGCCGGCAGCGAAACGUUGCCAAAGGCGAAUCAACCGAGAAGAUAUUUUGGUGUCUCUGGAGCCUGGACAAACUCAAUGCUAGCGUGAAUGGCAGGCCACUGUACAUGCACGACCGUGAUAACCAAUUGGAAAGUUGGACCGCAAGACCUGAACAGCGACGGACACCAUUCGGUAUCUGGCUACAACUGGCUGGUGUACUUGACAGAGUCAUCGACCUCUACAGGCCAGGGAGCGACAGUCGUGUGACUGGCUUGGAGGUUGACUUCCCCGGCUUUGAAGACAUCAUUGGUGACGGAGGGGACAAAUUGCGGGGGCCCAUAGUCGCCGCGCUGGAACUGUUCUACCAUGCUGUAGCCAUGCUGUCUCACAAAUCUCGUUCGAUCACAGACCCUCCGGCUACGCCGAGCUCCGACUCGAAUAGGAAUGCAACCGAGGAACAAGAGGCACCGGCGACUUCAACCGUGCGCAGCCUGUUGAACAUGUCAUCGGUUCCGCAGAUGAUGAUAGGCCAACCGCAGCACGCAGUGAGUAGCGAAAGGUCAGAGCAGACCCCAUCUACAAGCACCGGGUUCAGUACCGAAUCACCCGAAUGGCUCAACUUCGAUAAUGCUUUCGAGAACAUGGAUACUCUGCUGGGUAGCAGUGGAGCGGACUUGUCGAGUGAGCUGCUAAAAGGUUUCAGUUGGGACAUUGGAGAUUUUCCGGGGUGA
Messenger RNA from Lasiodiplodia theobromae, 1662 nucleotides. RefSeq lists its product as uncharacterized. Gene Ontology annotation, biological process: regulation of DNA-templated transcription; DNA-templated transcription. The transcript has 4 exons. Lineage: Eukaryota; Fungi; Ascomycota; Dothideomycetes; Botryosphaeriales; Botryosphaeriaceae. Gene Ontology annotation, molecular function: DNA-binding transcription factor activity, RNA polymerase II-specific; zinc ion binding; DNA binding. The coding region runs from base 1 to 1662 and encodes 553 amino acids. The record is from RefSeq and is a predicted model, not a curated record.